Messenger RNA from Armigeres subalbatus, 315 nucleotides. RefSeq lists its product as uncharacterized. Lineage: Eukaryota; Metazoa; Arthropoda; Insecta; Diptera; Culicidae. The coding region runs from base 1 to 315 and encodes 104 amino acids. The record is from RefSeq and is a predicted model, not a curated record. The transcript has a single exon.
AUGAAGUACCUGGGGUACGUGCUUAAUCAGAGUGGAUGGAACGUCGACCAGGAGAAGAUUGAGUGCAUAGUUCGGUUUCCAGUUCCACAGUGCAGGAAGGAGGUGCAACGGUUUCUGGGCAUGUCGAACUGGUAUCGCAGGUUCAUAGCGAGCUUCUCGAGAGUCGCAGUUCCUCUCACGGAGCUAACAAAGACAAAAGCGAAGUUUCGCUGGACAAGCGAAGCGGACGAAGCAUUUCUGAAGCUCAAAUCAGUUCUCGUAUCGGCACCAGUUCUAGCGAUGCCCGAUCACUGCAAGCCAUUCGCCAUCGCCUGA